AUGGCAACUACUAGUCCGAAUAAAGCCGAUACCUGGUUUCAGGCUAUGGAGCGAUCACUUGUUGCUGAAGAGUGUGUGAAGAAGGCAGCUGCUGAGAGAGGGAGCCACAAGGGAUCAAUCCCACAUAACCGAGGGAAGAACUUUGCACCUAGAGGUUCACCUUUCAAGAGGCGAGGCUCUUUCAGGAGGCCCAACAACAAUAACUCCCAUGGGAAAAGGUUUGGGAAGCAGCCUCAGAAUGAGCAAGCUUGUGCUAGGUGUGGAGGUCACCAUCUGGGAGCCCCGUGCAAGGCCAGAUGGGGUUUGUGCUAUUCUUGUGGUAAAGAGGGACAUAAGGCCGCAAACUGUGUGGAGAAGCAGAAACAAGGUGCUGGGAAGGCACAUCAGACUGGUCGGGUAUUCACCACCUCAGCUAUAGGUGCUGAGGGAUCCGAGACACUUAUCCGAGGUAACUAUGAAAUGGCUGGUCAAACUUUAAAUGUUUUAUUUGAUUCGGGGGCAACAUAUUCAUUCAUUGCAUUUGAAAAAGCUAGUGAGUUAGGCUUGAAGAUUGUUGUUUCAGGAUAUGACCUAAAGGUGCAUAAUGCCACCUAUGAAGCCAUGAUAAUUAGGCUAGGAUGCCCGCAAGAUGCAUUUAGGUUCAAGCAACAUGAUUUUUUCCAUAAUUUAAUCUUCUUGCCGAUGAUUGGACUUGAUCUCAUCUUGGAACUGGACUGGUUAUCUGAGAACCAUGUCCUGCUCGACUGUUCUACAAAAAUAGUGUGCUUCAUGCCGGAAGAUAUAGAAGGACCGGUUGUGAUUGAAACAAAUUUUGGUUGUGUGUGA
This is a messenger RNA of Arachis stenosperma, 825 nucleotides long. RefSeq lists its product as uncharacterized. The coding region runs from base 1 to 825 and encodes 274 amino acids. The transcript is spliced from 3 exons. Gene Ontology annotation, molecular function: nucleic acid binding; zinc ion binding; aspartic-type endopeptidase activity. The record is from RefSeq and is a predicted model, not a curated record. Gene Ontology annotation, biological process: proteolysis. NCBI's taxonomy places the organism in Eukaryota, Viridiplantae, Streptophyta, Magnoliopsida, Fabales, Fabaceae.